AUGUAGUCGAUUUCAUCUGAGGUACUAAAAGCAGGAGUAACUAAAUCUAACAUUCGUUCCAACGUCACAGCUAAGAGGUAGAGUUAAUAUGUAUAUGUAGACCUAAUCAACUGGGUGGAGGUAGAACUUAAUUGGGUCCUCCUUAGACAGGGAAAGAUACUCAAUAAUCAUCGUAGGAUAAUGUGAUAGUGAAGUAUAAGGAUAGCAUAGUCACACCAAAAGAGUAUUAUAUUGAUAUGAAAAUAGAUUGAUUACUAAGAGAUUCCUGUAAUUGGCCGAACAGUUGAAUAGAGAGGAAGAAUAGAAACUAAAAUAAUUACAGAAACCAGCUGAUACAAAAGUGAGUGCGAGUGUUAUGGAUAGCAAUAUGAAAUCAUUCCAUCAGAGUGCAGUACUAUUAAUAAAGUAUAACAGGAUAAAUCAUCGAAUUCAGAUUUGAAAGUUUCAUCUUCCAACAAUCCAGAGAGGAGCAGUUUUAUGGAAUCUAAAUAGUCAGACACAUACUCUGAUUCAGAUUCUAAAAGAGAUCAAUCUGAAUAACAAGAGAAGAAACCCAAAUAGAAGAAAGGUUUGAAAGAGGAGGAUUUGGAAGAGAAUAUCCCUAUUAAUUUAAGUGAAACUCCAACACAAUGUUUAAUGUUUAUGUAAAUUAUUGGUUAUUAUAUGUAGACCAUCAUCUUUUGUGAAUAGUGAAUAAGGCAAGAAAACUGGCUAGAUUCAGAGAACCCAAAAGUAUGAAUAAUUCAUCAUUGAGAAAAUUGGAAGUGACAAUUUCACAAAGAGGUUUGCUUAAACAUUCAAUUACAUACAAAAACAUAAGAUACAGCAAUGUAACAAAAUUGAGAAGAAUGACACAGGAGCAUUUACAGCUGUGUGGGAUUUGUAUGAUGCUUCAAUAACUGAUUAAUUGAAUGAAUUCGAAAUAUUAUAAGAAGAGAUCAAGCAAAGCAUUGAGAAUGAGUAUAAAUAAUUGAAUAAGAACCCCUAUUUCUUAUUGCCUACAGAAUUAGAAGCAAUUAAAAUACAUGCUGAAAGACCUGUGUUGGGUAAAGAAACAUCGGAGAAAUCCUAAAGUAAAACCAGAAGUGGAAUUGCAGCCAAUACUAAAUAAUAACCUAUCAAUAAUUUGAGUGGUGGAUUGACUGGACAAGGUGGAGACGAGAGAAUAUAAGACAGUUCAUCAAGUCACACUGGUACUAAAGGAGUUACUAAUAUGGGAUCUUAAUAAGCCAAUAUCCAGUAAUAAGUGACCAAGAGUCAUGGAAAGACAAGCAAUCCCUUACCUGAAUAAUAAUAGAAAUAAUAUGAAUAAAAAUAGGAUGAAUAAGAUAUUAAGGAGGAAGAAUACAUGAAGUAAUAUGUCCAAAAAACCAAUUCUCAAAUUAGUGAACAAGAACAGAUUAUUUAUUAGAGUCAAUAAGUGCAAACUAGUUUGAAAUAUGUGGAAAGAAUUCUUAAUUAGAAUCUAUAUCAUAAAUAAUACAUUCAAUAUAGAAACUAUCCAGAAGUCAAAUUUGAGAAGAUGACUUUGAAUGAAGAUCCUAAAUAGAGAGGAGGAGCAUUCAAAAGGAAUUUCCAAAAUAAAUUAGAGGAUGAGGAAGUUGUUGAAAAGAAACAAUAAGAUCCCAUUACAUAAUUAUUUUCAUAUAAGUGCUAAUUAAGUGAACAAUGCAAAGUAACUAGUGCUGAUUGGAAUCCAGUCAAUAAAGAUUUAUUGGCUGUUUCAUAUGGCAAUAGAGAAACCUCGGAUGGACACAUUAUGUUUUGGACUUUAAAGAAUCCCACAUAUCCUGAGCGUAUUAUUACUUAUCCAUCCAAAUUCAAUUGUUGUAAAUUCUCAGAAAGCUAACCCAAUCUCAUUGCUGCUGGAACUGUUGAUGGUAUUGUAGCUGUAUGGGAUAUCAGAAGAAAGUCUAAUAAACCUAUUACUGAGAAUAAAGAGAUGGCUGGAAAACAUAGUGAUUCUGUUUGGGAAGUUUAAUGGGUUGGAAAAGGAGCUAAAGGCACAGAUAAGGGAGAAUCACUUGUCAGUAUUAGUAGUGAUAGUAGAAUUGUUGAAUGGUCAAUGAAGAAGGGAUUGGAAUAUACUAAUUUAAUGAAUCUCAAAAGAGUUGUUCAGUCAUCUUAAAAAGAAAACUUAUAGGAAGGAGUCAAUUUUAGAAUGUCAGCAGGAUUUUCCUUUGAUUUCUUAUAAAGAGAAUCAGCUAUGUAUUUAGCUGCCACUGAAGAUGGUACUGUUCAUAGAUGCUCAAAAUCAUAUACAGAAUAAUAUUUAGAUAAUUAUUUUGGUCAUUCUGGACCAGUUUACAAGGUUAGAUGCAAUCCUUUCUUUGGUGAUAUCUUCUUAACUUGUAGUGCAGAUUGGUCAUGCAAAUUAUGGAAUUGGACUGAGGAAUUACCCAAGGCCAAUUUCUAAGUAUUUAUAAUUUGAAUUAUAAAGCAAUAAAACUUGUAAGAUGAAGUGUUAGACUUUGAAUGGUCUCCCCACACUUCAGUACUAUUUGCAUCAGUUUGCAAGGAUGGUAGAUUGGAAUUAUGGGACUUAACCAAGAACAACAUGUUAGAUCCAUACUUUACCAUUAUGCCCCAGGAUUAAUAAAUAUGGCCAGCCAAAACUAUGGUCAGAUUUGCUCACAAUAGUCCAGUGCUUAUUACUGGUGAUGCUAGAGGCGAUAUUAAUGCUUAUAGAUUAUAUGGUACAUUUGUAUUAGUUAUGUGUUAGGCUAUGAAGAUAAUGAUCCACUUUAAGAGGAAGAGAAGUUAAGAAAACUGUUAUACCCCACUGGAUAUUCUAAGGGAUAAAAGGAAUAAAAGGAUUGAUGGAUUGAAUGAAUUUAUAUAUAUAAAUCAGUGUAA
This is a messenger RNA of Paramecium octaurelia, 2856 nucleotides long. The record is from the annotation of a GenBank genome assembly. NCBI's taxonomy places the organism in Eukaryota, Ciliophora, Oligohymenophorea, Peniculida, Parameciidae.